This is a messenger RNA of Panicum hallii, 1011 nucleotides long. RefSeq lists its product as uncharacterized. Lineage: Eukaryota; Viridiplantae; Streptophyta; Magnoliopsida; Poales; Poaceae. Gene Ontology annotation, biological process: DNA integration. The record is from RefSeq and is a predicted model, not a curated record. Gene Ontology annotation, molecular function: nucleic acid binding; RNA-DNA hybrid ribonuclease activity. Bases 1 to 1011 code for a protein of 336 amino acids. The transcript has 4 exons.
AUGAGACCCCCUGCACGACUCAAGGACGUACAGAGGUUGACGGGGUCCCUCGCAGCCCUCAGCCGCUUCAUCUCAAGGCUGGCCGAGAGGGCUCUUCCCUUCUUCAAGUUGAUGAGGGGGUCCGGUCUAUUCACAUGGACUGAGGAAGCAGAGCAGGCCUUCCAGGAUAUGAAGCAGUAUCUCACCUCCCUACCGGUCCUAGUGGCUCCGGACCCAGGUGAGACAUUGUUUCUGUACCUUGCAGCGACGACUGAAGUGAUCAGCACGGUGCUGGUCACUGAGAGGUCCGAGCAACUCAUGCAGGGGGCCCCUGUGGUCCCCCCUGCCCACAAAAUCGCGGUGGUAACCGCUUACCCGUUGAGGACCAUCCUCCACAACAUCAAUGCCACAGGCAACAUUGCCAAGUGGGCUGCAGAGCUUGCUGGGUUUCAACUCGACUUCCAGCCCUGCCAUGCCAUCAAGAGUCAAGUGCUUGCCGACUUCGUUGCAGAGUGGACUUCUACACCUUGCUUCCCUGGGGAUCCGGACCAUGGUUCGGACCCCCCACCUCCAGAGGUCAGGGCUCCGGUGUUCACCGGACCCCACUGGACGAUCUUCUUCGAUGGGUCCGCACGCAACAAGAAGGUUGGAGCUGGCAUGGUCCUCAUCAACCCAAAUGGCGAACAAGUGAAAUAUAUGGUGCUCCUCGACUUUGAGGCCACCAACAACAUGGCGGAAUAUGAGGCCCUGAUCUUCGGAUUGACGGUGGCCCUAUCCCUAGGGUUCGGGGUCCCGAACCGAAUCAUCACCGACAACGGGACCCACUUCAAGAGCCAGCACUUUCAAGAGUACUGCGAGGACAUCGGCAUCCAGCUCUGCUUCGCUUCUGUAGCUCAUCCCAGAAGCAAUGGCCAAGUGGAACGGGCUAAUGCUGAGAUACUCAGGGGGCUCAAGAUUCGCACCUACAACGAUCUUGAAAAGCAUGGUGCGAAGUGGGUUGACCAACUUCCAAGCGACCUCUCCUUCACAUGA